UCUGGCGCCUCCUGGGCACUCGCGCCCACCUCUCCUCCCGGCACGGGCACUUCAGCAGAAAACACUGCUCAGACAAUCUGAUGGAUGAGGAUGAGAAAGACAGAGCAAAGAGAGCUUCACGUAAUAAGUCUGAAAAGAAGAGGCGUGACCAGUUCAAUGUUCUCAUUAAGGAGCUCGGCUCAAUGCUUCCUGGAAACACACGUAAAAUGGACAAAACUACAGUUCUUGAAAAAGUCAUUGGCUUUCUCCAGAAACACAAUGAAUUCUCAGCACAGAAAGAAGUUUGUGAUGUUCAACAGGAGUGGAAGCCCUCUUUUCUCAGCAAUGAAGAAUUCACUCGAUUGAUGUUGGAGGCACUAGAUGGGUUUGUAAUAGCAGUUACCACUGAUGGAAGCAUUAUGUAUGUCUCUGAUAGCAUCACACCUCUUCUUGGACACUUGCCGUCUGAAGUCAUGGAUCAAAACUUGUUAAAAUUCCUCCCAGAACAAGAACAUUCAGAUAUUUAUAAAAUAUUAUCAUCUCAUAUGCUUCUAAUGGAUACUGUCUCAUCAGAUUACCUAAAAUGUAAUGAGGAUUUGGAAUUUUACUGUCAUCUUCUGCGUGGAAGUCUGAACCCAAAGGAUUUUCCAACAUAUGAAUACAUAAAAUUUGUAGGGAAUUUUCUAUCUUACAAUCAUGUGCCUCUGUCUGAUUGCAAUGGCCCUGAUGAUGCUGUUCCAAGGGGUUACAGAACACCCCAAGGAAAACAAAUCUGUUUUGUUGCUACGGUUCGGCUGGCCACUCCUCAGUUUUUAAAGGAAAUGUGCAUAGUUGAAGAACCUUUAGAGGAAUUCACUUCAAGACACAGUUUGGAGUGGAAAUUUUUAUUUCUGGAUCAUAGAGCCCCACCAAUUAUAGGAUAUUUGCCUUUUGAAGUGCUGGGUACUUCCGGUUAUGAUUACUAUCAUAUUGAUGACCUACAGCUCUUGGCACGAUGCCAUGAACACUUGAUGCAAUUUGGUAAAGGGAAGUCUUGCUGCUAUCGAUUUCUGACCAAAGGACAACAAUGGAUCUGGCUACAAACACAUUAUUAUAUCACCUACCACCAGUGGAACUCCAAACCAGAAUUCAUUGUAUGCACUCACACAGUAGUGAGCUAUGCAGAUGUUCGAGUGGAAAGGCAGCAAAAUCUGAUUUUAGAAGAUGCACCUACAGAUAUCAUCUCUUCAAUAUUAAAGGACAGUGUCCCAGAUUUGAAUCCUCAGCAGCAUUUUAAAUCACUUGAAUUAGGCACAACAGUUCUCAACACCAGCCGGAUAUUUUCUAUGCCUUCCCAAGGUUUACACAAAUCUUUGCCUUCAUCCUUGCCUGAAACAACAUCCACAAUAACAAAGCCCAUCCCAGAGUCUCCCUCCUUGGAAAGAUCACCCAGCAUACAGCAGGACUUAUCAAAACAGAGGCCUAACCAACCUUCUACUGCUCAACUCUCUGCCCAGUUUACUAUGUUCCAAACCAUCAAAACCCAACUCGAGCAGCGGACACGUAUACUGCAAGCCAACAUUCAGUGGCAGCAGGAAGAGCUGCAGAAAAUCCAAGAACAGCUUUGCAUGGUACAAGAUUCUAGUAUGCAGAUGUUUUUACAGCAGCCCACAGCAUCUCUGAGUUUUAGCAGUAUUCAGCACCAAGAACCCCAAGGAAAGUCUGUACCUGAUUCUCAGCAGCAGGAGAUUAUCCCAAGGUCCCAUCUUAAAAAGCAGAUUGCAGCUUCACAAACCACAGACCAUCAGCUGAUAGGAGAGGAAGAUGUUCUAUUAAAUCAGGAUAAGAAAUCUGUGAGAACCUCACAAGAGAUUCAAGAUAGCUGUCAUUCUUCUGGCAAUUUGAUUUCGCCCUUGAGCAAUGCUUCUGUGCUCCCACCGUCUUUGGCUAUUGCGCCAUCUCCUGCAGUUGCACAGGAUAGCACCCUCCAGCACAGCCUUACAGACCUGGGCCAUGAUCGACAGCUAAGACUGCUACUCAGUCAACCCGUUCAGCCAAUGGUGCCUGGAUCCUGUCAUGCAAGGAUAACAGAUGUUGAUGCAGCUGGACACAGUGAAAAGUAUUUUCAAAAAAUACAAGCUUGCCAAGGUUUGGAAGCACAGACUUCCAGCAACAGUACACCAGUUGUGCUCAUGAGGCAACCAGUAUUACACCCAGGAUUCUCCGCAGCACCACCAUCUCAACCCUCGUCGUUGCAAUCUAUGCAUCAACAUCUUCCACAGCAAUGCUACCUUCAGGUACAGCCAGCAGACUCUUUGCACAGUGAACAAGCAGAUUCUCUGCUCUUGCCUACCUACUCUCUACCGGAAGGAGGUAUAGAGUACCACCACAUGCCAGUGAAGCACCAACCUGCUGCUGCCAGAAGUACCCUGAGCUUGUCUGAAUCUUUAAAUGUGCAACACCGGCAAUAGACUCUGCCUUCUCUGUCAAUGCACAUUUAGCUUUAACUAGUGGGAGGGGAAUGUUUGUGUUAUAAAGUAUACUAGGAACUUGGUAAGAUAGUGCAAUAAAAUGGAAUGGGAUCAUUUUGCAGGUAUUUGCACUAUUUUGUGGUUAUGUUAUGAAAUAGUAAGACUGUGUUUUAGAUUCCAUCUACAAAGAGUGAAAUAACCAUCUACAACAUCUCAAAGCAGCUGUGUCUUUUCCCAGGAAAGAUACAGCUACUUUAAGAUUUUGCUGGCACUUGCUACGCAUAUGCCAAACACCUUCUGUAGAUGGAAUCUAAAACAUUGUUCAGCAAUAAUGACCACUAAUACUAAUAUGUACCACCACGUUUGAACUGGGGCACUAACUGGUACAUGUUUGUAGAAGAUUCAGCUAAAUAUUUUGAUCAGGAAGUGUUCUCUUCUAAAAAAAAAUCAAACAAAAAAGGUGGGAAAAAAUACUUGGCUUUCACUAUUUUGAUCAUUUAAAAUGAAAACCACUGGUUCAGAAGAUAUACUGAGAAAGAUAUUAUUUUUAUUAUGGUUAAUUGUUAAUUGUUUUGCACAACUGCACAAAGAGCAUAACUUGGCACUUUCAAUUAGGAAAAUUCCUGUUUCAGUGGCCAAACAACCAGUGAGAUACAACACGUUGUCAUUUAUUUAGAACAAUCAACAAAUCUUUAGUCUGUAUACCCUUCGGACUCAUAAACUGCAAAUAUUAAACUUGUUAUCCUCACCCCACCCACUGUUACUACUGUCAAGAAAUUACAAUGGACAGCUUCCUAUUCAUUUAGCGUAGUAUAAACAGUUAACCUAAGCACAAUCAUGCAGCUAUUUAUUCCAAGAUACAGUCAUAUGUUCCAACUCUUUAAAUAUAUUUUUUUCUCAUAAUGGAAGAUUUCCUUCACUAGUCACAGAACAAGCAUCUGAAGAAUAUGCACUGUGCUACAGCCCAUUACAUGAUAAAAUGCUGCAACUAUAUUACAUAUCUAUUUCAUGAUUAUAUUUAGGAUGGAAUUUUCCUUAAAGCGUUGCACUUUGUAUGCUUUAUGUUAAUGUUUCUAAGAGAGAUUUUAUGUUAUUAUAGAGUAAGUAGUGUAAAAAAAGUAGUAAUUAAAAAACCAAAACCCCAACCUAUUUCUAUA
Python bivittatus (Burmese python) is the source of this 3586-nucleotide messenger RNA. It is a transcript of the gene NPAS2, whose product is annotated as neuronal PAS domain protein 2. The record is from RefSeq and is a predicted model, not a curated record. NCBI's taxonomy places the organism in Eukaryota, Metazoa, Chordata, Lepidosauria, Squamata, Pythonidae. Gene Ontology annotation, molecular function: protein dimerization activity; DNA-binding transcription factor activity, RNA polymerase II-specific; RNA polymerase II cis-regulatory region sequence-specific DNA binding. Gene Ontology annotation, cellular component: nucleus; cytoplasm; CLOCK-BMAL transcription complex. Gene Ontology annotation, biological process: regulation of transcription by RNA polymerase II; circadian regulation of gene expression.